AUGAACUUCACACAAUUAGCUGGCUUGGACCUUUCGGCCAACAAGCUUCAUGGUCAAAUUUCAAACUCAGUCUUUAAACUCAAGAAUCUUGAAUUUCUUGAUCUUUCUAACAACUACCUUACAUGCAUUGUGGAGUUUGAUGAGUUUGUUACGCUCAUAAAUUUAACUACGUUGGAUAUUUUUAGUAAUCAAUUGAGCGAGUUUUCGAAUUUUCUAAGAAACCAACAUGAAUUGAAGUACUUAAACUUGUCCAACAACAAGAUUCAUGGCCAUUUCCCAGAAUGGAUGUGGAACACAAGUACUACAAGUCUAAAAUUUCUUGAUCUUUCCAACAACUUUCUUACUGUCUUUGGUCAGCAUCCAAUUUUUCCUCCAUGGACUCGUCUGCAAGUUCUUGAUCUCUGGUUCAAUUUGCUCCAGGGAUCACUUCCUAUUCCACCAGUCUCCACUUUGCAUUUUUAUAUUUCCAACAACUCAUUGAACGGAAAUAUACCAUUUUCUUUUUGCAAUCUGAGUUCUCUUCAAGUCCUUGAUUUGGCUAAUAACAACUUAAGUGGAUCACUUCCUCGAUGGUUAGACAACUUUAGAGCUUUUUCUAUCAGCUUCCAAAUUGUUAGAGGUAUAGAGGAAAACUAUUUGCGUUUGGCUUAUGCUUACUCUAUGAUGAUGAAAAACAAAGGCAAGGAUUUGUUCUAUGAGAAGGUCCAAGAAUUGUUCAUAAACAUUGAUUUCUCAAAUAACAGAUUUGUCGGUGAGAUUCCGGAAUCUAUUGGAAAUUUAAAAGGAGCUCAGUUGCUCAAUCUUUCUAAUAAUGCUUUUAUCGGUCGCAUCCCAUCGUCUUUAAAAAUCCUUGUUGAGAUGGAGUCUUUGGACCUUUCUCAGAACAAAUUUUCAGGGGAUAUUCUACAACAAUUAACAUAA
Messenger RNA from Corylus avellana, 921 nucleotides. NCBI's taxonomy places the organism in Eukaryota, Viridiplantae, Streptophyta, Magnoliopsida, Fagales, Betulaceae. The record is from RefSeq and is a predicted model, not a curated record.